GUACACACGUUCAGUCUUCAGUUCAAACUUAACUUAAAGUAAGUGUGUUCAGGUAAGUCGGAGUUCGUGAUUUACUACACACGAUUUGUAUCGUUGAUCAGUUAAGUGUGGCGACUUCAUGAUGAACGACGAUUUGUGUUUAAUUUCGACUGCUAUUGCGUGCUAUACAAAGUUGAAGUAUGAACCAAACAAGUCAAACAAGCGCUCAAAAUGGGUCAAAAAUUGGUUGCAAAAACGAAGCACUUACUCUCAUGUAAAUUUAUUAAACGAUUUACGCCUAGAACCAGAUGACUGGCGAAACUAUUUGCGUAUGGACGAGGACACAUACAUCGAACUUUUAAAUUUGGUAACACCACUUAUAAAAAAACAGGAUACUGUAAUGAGAACGGCUAUCACUCCACACGAGAGGCUGUCAACAACCUUGCGAUUUUUGGCGACUGGAAGAAGUAUGCAAGAUUUAAAGUACUCUGUAGCCAUAUCACCGCAAUCACUUGGACAGAUAAUACCUGAAACUUGUACUGCUAUUUGUAAAGUUCUGUGGAGAGAUUAUUUAAAAUUUCCAAAUUCAGAAGAUGAAUGGAAAGAAAUUUCAAGAAAGUUCGAGACAAAAUGGAAUUUUCCUCACUGUUUGGGAGCAGUUGAUGGUAAACAUGUGUCCAUAGCUUGUCCUCCAAAAAGUGGUUCGUUUUAUUACAACUAUAAGGGAUUCUUUAGUUUAGUUUUAAUGGCGAUUGUAAACGCCAACUACGAAUUUAUAUUAUGUGAUUUCGGGACUAAUGGUCGUGUCUCAGAUGGAGGUGUUAUUGAAAAUACAAAUUUUUAUAAUAAGCUUAAAAAUAACACAUUAAAUAUUCCAUCUCCGUGUGAAUUUCAAGGAAGUAAAAAUAAUUUACCUUAUGUUUUUAUUGGUGAUGAGGCUUUUUCAUUAAAGCCAAAUUUUUUAAAACCAUACAAUCAAAAGGAACUAAAUUAUGAACGUAAAGUAUUCAACUACCGGCUAUCAAGAGCUCGAAAUGUAGUAGAAAAUGCCUUUGGGAUUUUAUCUGCACGAUUUCGCAUUUUUCAUACUCCUAUUAACAUGAAAUUAGAAAAUAUUGAAAGAGCAGUGUUAGCUUGUUGCACACUUCAUAAUUUUUUACGAAGAAAUUGUAAAGAUUCGUUUAUGUUGUCUAAUGAAUAUAAUGACAAUUCUGGCAAUAUAAAUAUAGAUAAAGAGGGACUUAUUUUAACGAAUUUACAACGUGGACAUAACCGUCAUGCUGGAGAAGAAGCCAAGGAAGUACGUGAAAUAUUUUUGAAGUAUUUCAAUGAAGAAGGGUGUGUUGCAUGGCAACAUAAUCGCGUAACAGCAGGCAAGGAUUAAUAAAUUAG
This is a messenger RNA of Metopolophium dirhodum (rose-grain aphid), 1371 nucleotides long. RefSeq lists its product as uncharacterized. Bases 119 to 1363 code for a protein of 414 amino acids. The transcript has 2 exons. The record is from RefSeq and is a predicted model, not a curated record. Lineage: Eukaryota; Metazoa; Arthropoda; Insecta; Hemiptera; Aphididae.